CAGUAGCGGGGGAAAGGGAAACCGGGGAACUGAGGAACCGGGAAGCCGUGGCACCGGGAAACAGGGAGCACCGCGAAACUGGGGAGCCGCAGCACUGGGGAAGCAGGGAGCCGUGGGCACCGGGAAACCGCGAGUACCGGGAGGCUGCAGCACCGGGGAAACGGAAAACCGGGCAACUGGGGAGCGGGAAAACCGUGGGAACUGGGGGGUAUUAGGGAGCCACAGCACCUGGGAACCGGGAAACCAGGGAGGGGCAAAACCGUGGGCACCGGGAAAGGGAGGAGUACGGAGGAGCUGAGAAGCCAGAGGAUCGGGGAAACGGGAAACCAGGGCACCCGGGAGUCGUGGGCACCGGGGAACCGGGGAGUGGCGGGCACGGGCGAAGCGGGGGCACCGGGAAACUGUGAGCAACGGGGAUACGGUUAACCGUGGGCACUGGGGAGCUGCAACACCGGGGAAACGGGGAACCGGAGAGUGGGAAAACUGUGGGAACCGGGAGCGUCGGGAGUCGCAGUACCCGGGAACUGGGAAACCGGGGGCACUGGAGAGCCGCGGCUUUGGGGAACCGGGAGCAUCAGGGAGCCAGGAAAUCAUGGGCACGGGGGAACCGGGAACACUGGGCAUCUCUGGCACGGGGGAAUCGGGAGCAGCAUGCAGCCGGGAACCGGGAGCAGUGGGCAGCCACAGCACCGGGAAGCCGCAGCACUGGGGAACCGGAAUCACCGGGAUCACCUACCUGGCACCUCCUGCCAGGCCUGGCACCGGGUGUGUCGACUUCAAGAUGAAGACGAUCGAGGUGGACGGGAUCAAGGUGCGAAUACAGAUCUGGGACACGGCCGGCCAGGAGCGGUACCAGACCAUCACCAAGCAGUACUACCGGCGGGCACAGGGCAUCUUCCUGGUGUAUGACAUCAGCAGCGAGCGCUCCUACCAGCACAUCGUGAAAUGGGCCAGCGACGUGGAUGAGUACGCGCCCGACGGCGUCCAGAAAAUCCUUAUCGGGAACAAAGCGGACGAGGAGCACAAGAGGCAAGUGCCCAAAGAACAAGGGCUGCAGUUGGCCAGGGAAUACGGGAUGGAUUUCUACGAGACCAGUGCCUGCAGCAACCUCAACAUCAAGGAGUCCUUCACGCGGCUGACGGAGCUGGUGCUGCAGGCGCACCGCAAGGAGCUGGAGGAGCUGCGGGGACCCCCCCGCGCCCCCACCCUGGCCCGGCUGGAGGAGGAGGAGCAGCAACCUCUGCAGGGCGAGGACACCCCCAAGACCUGCUGGUGUUGAGGGCUGGGACCCCCCUGACCCGGCCCCCGGCUGUGCCGGGAGGGGGCACGAUAGGGGCGGGAUUGGGGCGGUCCCCAUGGAGGCGGGGAGGGACACGGGACACCCCACAGGGAACGGGGCGGGGGGAGAAGGCAUGGGGGUGCCCUCCCCGAUGUGCAGAGUGGGGUGGGGGUGUCCAGGCGCUGUGUGCCCACCCGGUGUCCACCCCGUGCCCGUGGGAGCCCCCGAGUUUUACACACACGGUUUGCAGAAUAAAGGUGAUGCUGGA
This is a messenger RNA of Lepidothrix coronata (blue-crowned manakin), 1547 nucleotides long. It is a transcript of the gene RAB15, whose product is annotated as RAB15, member RAS oncogene family. Bases 593 to 1279 code for a protein of 228 amino acids. Gene Ontology annotation, biological process: Rab protein signal transduction. Lineage: Eukaryota; Metazoa; Chordata; Aves; Passeriformes; Pipridae. The record is from RefSeq and is a predicted model, not a curated record. The transcript is spliced from 7 exons. Gene Ontology annotation, molecular function: GTP binding; GTPase activity.